AUGGAAACAGCAAAGAACGCAAUCAAGCAUGCCACAAGCUCCGAGUCCCCAUUCGCGCCGGGCUUCAAGGUUCCGAUAACGCACCAAGAUACUCCAGGGAAACAAGGAGAUCUCCCCAUUGAACCGAUCAAUACCCAAGUCCCAACCGAAGAUGGUGGACUGCAAGCCUACAAGGCUGCAGGCAAGCUGCAAGACAAGAAAGCCCUCAUCACCGGUGGUGAUAGCGGUAUCGGGAGAGCCAUUGCCCUUCUAUAUGCCAUGGAGGGAGCAGACAGCUUCAUUGUAUAUCUACCGGAAGAGGAGGAGGAUGCCCAAGAGACCAAGCGUCAGGUGGAAAAGAUUGGCCGCACAUGCCACCUGCUCAGUACAGAUCUGAGACAGUUUGACAACUGCAAAAAGGUUGCCGACGCGGCGUUGGAAAAGUUCGGUCGAGUGAACAUCCUGGUCAAUAAUGCCGCGUUCCAAAUGAUGCAACAGGACAUCACCGACAUUCCCAAUGAGCAGUGGAUCAAGACGUUCGACACCAACAUCCACCCAUUUUUCUUUCUCUCCAAGCUUCUGGUCCCUCAUAUGAAGAGAGGAGACACCGUCAUCAAUUGUGCAUCUAUCAAUGCAUAUAUCGGUCGCCCUGAUCUGCUGGAUUAUACUUCAACCAAGGGAGCAAUUGUAUCAUUCACCCGCGGACUUGCCAAUCAACAGAUGAAAAAAGGCAUUCGCGUCAAUGCGGUUUGCCCCGGCCCGGUAUGGACACCCUUGAUCCCCAGUACCAUGGAUGAUUCUGCGCAAGAUCAAUUCACAUCUCCUAUGGGUCGCCCGGCCCAGCCAAGUGAGAUCGCAACCUGCUUUGUGUUUCUUGCGAGCACAGACAGCAGUAUGAUCUCGGGACAGAGUCUUCAUCCCAACGGUGGUGUUAUUGUGAAUGGCUGA
Exophiala bonariae is the source of this 927-nucleotide messenger RNA. RefSeq lists its product as uncharacterized. Gene Ontology annotation, molecular function: oxidoreductase activity. Lineage: Eukaryota; Fungi; Ascomycota; Eurotiomycetes; Chaetothyriales; Herpotrichiellaceae. The coding region runs from base 1 to 927 and encodes 308 amino acids. The transcript is spliced from 3 exons. The record is from RefSeq and is a predicted model, not a curated record.